Messenger RNA from Daucus carota subsp. sativus, 1953 nucleotides. RefSeq lists its product as uncharacterized. The transcript is spliced from 2 exons. Bases 344 to 1627 code for a protein of 427 amino acids. The record is from RefSeq and is a predicted model, not a curated record. Lineage: Eukaryota; Viridiplantae; Streptophyta; Magnoliopsida; Apiales; Apiaceae.
GUGUCCGCACAGUGUGUGUAUUCUACAAUCUCUCUCGUUAUUAUUUCCUACACCAAAUAUAACGCAGCCCCAUCAUUAUAAUUCGCAUUUAUCUUCACUUUUCAAUGUGUCUUUCUUAUACAACUGCCGUUACUUUGAUAGAUUUUUAGUAGUUCCCUACUCGCAAACUCUCUCCUAAGACUCCACGCCUCAAUUUCUGCACGUUUCCCAACACACACUCACUUUCACACACUUAUCUCUGCAGCCCAGGUCAGUCAUUCCAUGCUUUGAUGCUCCUGUCUCUUGCAAUUUGGUUGUGUUUUGUUGAUUUGGGCUUUAAUUGUGGUGACCCUUUUCGACACUGAUGAAAAUCUUGGGUUUUACUUGUGUGUUGCUUCUGGCUUGCUAUGUGAUUGAUUUUUAUAAGAGGGUGUUUGAUAGUUUUCUUGGGGUCUUGUUGAUGGACUGUGUUUCUUGUUUGAGGUUCUUGAGGAAUGAUUUUGAGUUUGGGUUUUUGGUUUUAAGGUGUUUUAGGCAGUUGGUUUGGGGUUUUGUUUUGUAUGUGUGUUUGGGUUUGGGGUUCAAGGUUUUGGAAGUUGGGUGGCAAUGCUGGGGUUUUACUCAGAUUUUUUGUGUUCUUGGGGGUGUUUGGAGUGAAUUAAGAACUGGGUUUGCUUCGAAAACUGAUUUUGAUGCGAAAAACAAUGUAAAGUUUCGGUCUUGUGAAUUGGAGGAUCGGUUCUUGAGCGAGAAAGUUGAUGAGAAGAAAGAGUGUGUUGAUGAGAGUGAUGGUGAACAUGGGGGCACUUUGAAAAGGGAUUCAGAGUUCUCUUCUUGCAAAUGUGGGUUUUUGGAGGAUCGUUUUGUUAUUGAAAAACUUGGUGGAGACAAAGAAUGCAUCGCUGAGAGUGAUGAUGAACUUGGGUGCACUUCAAAAAUUGAUGCUGAUGUGAAAAGCAAUUUGAAGUUCUCGUCUUGUAAAUGUGGGUUUUUGGAUAAUCAGUCCAUGAUUAAAAAAACUGAUGAUGACAAAGAAUGUAUGGAUGAGAGUGAUGAUGAACUUGAGUGUUUUUGGUCCAUGACCGAAAAAGCUGAUGAUGACGAAGAAUGUAUGGAUGAGAGUGAUGAUGAACUUGAGUGUUAUGACGUGGAUAAAGAAUGUGAUGUUGUGAAAUUGAGAAAAUUAGUUAAGAUAGAAAGGGACCGUGUUAAUGCUGCCUAUGUCGAACUUGAAGAGGAAAGAAUGGCAGCUGCAACUGCUGCUGGAGAGACGAUGGCUAUGAUUUUGCGCCUGCAAAAUGAGAAGAGUGUGAUCGAAAUGGAGGCUCACCAGUUUCGCAGAUUGGCCGAGGAGAAGCAACUCCAUGAUCAGGAGGUCAUUGAAUCGUUGCGGUGGAUUGCUAUGAGUUGUCAGUCAGCAGUGACUCAGUUGGAAGAUCAAGUCAGAUCCUUGACGCAAAAAGUAGGGAUGCACUUGAAGGAUGAUGAAGCGGAACAAUUAGAAGUAAUUGAUAAAUCCUUCAGUUUUAACAAAUACAACUUUGAGGAUGAUGCACUUGAAGAUAGGCUAGUUAGUUCCCUUGACUUGACCUUGUCAUCGUGUAUGGGCAAAUCCCAUCUUGAAACACCUUCACAUCGAAGAAACUAAAUCUAGCCAUGAACGAAUCUUCCAUUUUAUGGUUUAGCUUGAGGCAUUGACAUAACUUUUGGCCAAUUGAACAUAAAUAUCGUACAAAUCAGAAUCUCCGUCUCCAACAUGCAGGGAUGACAGAAUGGUGUACAAGUCUCAAGUUGUAACUGAGUAUAAGUUAUUCCUUCUUUCAACUUUGUUAACGGUUGUUUAUAAUAUCAUAGAUACUUUCUUCUUGUGGAUAAUAGUUUUCAGUUUUCGCCGUUUGUACAAUAGUUUCUAAGAAGCGAGAAUGGACAACAUGACUGAAAUAUAUCUAUAGAAUCAAUACUUGUUUUAUGGUU